AUGGCAGAAAAACAAAACAGGGUUGCUGAGGAUGUUGUGGAAUAUUGCCUUUUCCCGUUAUUAUCAGGGUCCGAAAACGGUUCUGAUGGCAUUAAAAAUUUGCAACAAUGUAUAAAUUCGUUUCUUACAUUCCUUAGUCCAACAUUGAUCGACGUGAUCUGGCAAAAUGAAGGCUUCAAACUGAAAGCUGUAGAGGAAAAAGUUCUUCCAGUUCCAGCUUCCAAGAAGAGCAGAGCAGAUGCUGAUCAGCUGGAUGAAGAUGAGCUGUGGGGUGAUGAUCUUAUACCUACCCCAAAGGUCAAGGCCAAAGGUCUCCAUGACAGCAAGGUCAGAAAGGUCACAGAAGUGUUACAGGAAGUUGAAGCUCCUCCUUCUCCAGAUAGGAGAGCUAUUGAGAGAAUACUGGAACACAGGAAUAAACAGACUGUCAGGGAACUUAGCAUUGAAAGUCAGCAAGGCAGGGUUGAAACUCGGGCUGAAGAUUAUGAUUUUGAACGUCCACGGGUAUUCAGAAGAAUUCCAGCUACUUCAUACCUGCCAACAACAGGAACGGAGGGUAACCGUGUAUACAUGGAGGUGAAGGAUGAUAUAGACUACAAUAAACAGUUUGAGAGUUUUGGGAAGACAUUGAAGGGUACCAGUUUGCUUAGUGUGCCAAUAUCUGUUUUACGGGAACAACUUGAAGAAGAGAGAAGAAACAUGUUAAUAGCAGAGUCACAGAGAAUAAGUGAUGAAGUACGCAGGCAGUUGGAAGAGGACCAGGGUUUCAUGGAUGAUGACGAAGAGGAGGAUAAGGAGAACCACGCUCCGUCCCCAGAAGAACCCCAAGGUCCACAGAAAAUGCUGUGGGUAGAGAAAUACACACCUAAUAGAUAUACAGAUUUACUGAGUGAAGAGAACAUCAACCGUUCCUUGUUACAUUGGCUGAAGAUGUGGGACUAUGUCGUGUUCGAUAAAGAAUUGCCCAUCAAACCAAAGGAAAAGAAAAAGGAAGAAAACAAAAAAUUCAAGAAGAAAAAUCAACCUGAAGUCCUGGAGGAGUUAGAUAAACAUAGACGACCAUUGCAGAAGGUAGCAUUGCUGUGUGGUCCACCAGGGUUAGGGAAGACAACUCUUGCUCAUAUUAUAGCUAGACAUGCAGGUUAUAACGUUGUGGAAAUGAAUGCUAGUGAUGACAGAACUGCGGAUGUGUUCAAAAAUAAAAUAGAAUCAUCAACCCAGAUGAAAGCUGUUCUUGGAGCAGAUCCAAGACCAAACUGCCUUGUCAUUGAUGAAAUUGAUGGUGCCCCUCAGGCUGCUAUAAAUGUAUUACUGAAUGUGAUAAAAAAAUCAGAUACUCCAGAAGAGGGGAAGAAAAAGAAGAAAGAGGAAGGAGGACUAUUACGGAGACCCAUUAUCUGUAUCUGCAAUGAUCAAUAUGUACCAGCAUUGAGACAGCUACGACAGAAUGCUAUGAUCCUGAACUUCCCUCAGACUGAACCAACAAAGUUAGCAGGCAGAUUAUAUGAGGUUGUAAGAUACGAGAAGCUGAGGUCAGAUAUGAACACGUUGUUAGCACUGUGUGAAAAGACAGACAAUGAUAUACGUGCUUGUUUGAAUACACUACAGUUUAUACAUGGUCAGUGUAAGGAGUUGAACAUGAAGAAUGUGCAGUCUAUGGCUAUAGGACAGAAGGACUCGCAUAAAAGUUUAUUCUCUGUCUGGUAUGAGGUGCUGACAUUACCUAGACCUAAAAGGCAGAAGUUUGUUAAUGUCCAGGAAACCAGUGUAAAAGAUCUUGUACUCAAUACUUCACCAUCAGCAAGAUUUAACAAUGUUCUGGCUGUGGUACAGGGGGCUGGAGAGUAUGACAAACUAACACAGGGACUCUUUGAAAAUUAUCUUGACUGUAAAUUCAAGGAUCCUUACAUGGAUGGUGUAUCCAUGGCAACUGACUGGCUGUGUUAUAAUGACCUUAUUACCCAGUAUAUACAACAUGUACAAGAUUAUAGACUGAUGCCCUAUCUACCAUAUUUAUCCGUUGUCUACCAUUUUCUUUUUGCAUCAAAUACAGUGCCUAAGAUACAAUACCCUCACAGUAUGGUAGAUUGUAAUCAAAAGAAAACAAAAUGUGAAAAUCUUGUGUCAUGUAUGAUGACGGACAUCUCGCCAUGUGUCAGAAAAUUCAUCAAUGUCACGAUCAUAGUCAACGAGAUACUCCCACCAUUAAUGGAGAUCUCUCAGCCCACAUUCAGACCAGUUAAUACGCAGUUGUACAGUGCUAAAGAGAAGGAAGAUCUCAGUCAACUUGUAAGGACAAUGAUCUCUUACAACUUGACUUAUCAUCAGGAAAAAUCUCCAGAAGGACAAUAUACAUAUGUACUAGAACCACAUGUGGAUGAAGUGGUGAAGUUUCCAGGGUUGAAACAAACUAGACAGUUAUCAUACGCUUCCAAACAGCUUGUAGCGAGAGAGAUCGAGUUGGAGAAAAUGAGGAGGAGUGAACUAGCUCGAGCUCCAACAAAAGAUCAUAUGGUGAAACAGUACUCGUGGGAGCACCAAACUCUGUGCUUGAUUAUGAAACAUACAAAAAAUUCCGGCAUGAGAGCCUUAGCAAAGUUGAUGCUGAAUUCGUUUUGGGGUAAAUUUGGACAACGUUCAAACAUGUCACAAGUUGAAAUCAUCGACGAUCCUGCCGUAUAUUUCGAUAAAUUGACCAGUGAAAAAGAAGACGUCACCUGUGUUAAUUAUGUUUCAGACGACCUGGUUGAAAUGAGAUGGAAAUAUAAAGACGAUUUUGUGGACACUAACGCAAAAACAAAUGUCAUUAUAGCUGCUUAUACGACUGCCCAAGCCCGUCUAAAACUGUACAGUUACUUAGAGCCUUUAGCUGAAAGGGCAUUGUACGCGGACACAGAUUCGGUUAUAUUUGCCACAAAGGAGGGUGAAUGGCGAUUAUUAUAUGGUGUUAUUGUUGUUGGUGAUGAUGAUGAUGGUGGUAGUGGUGAUGAAGAUGAUAAAGUUUAUGAUAAUAGUGAUGAUGAUGAUCUUGAUGAUGGUGGUGAUGCUCAGGAUGCCGUUUCUCUCCAUACCAAGGACUCUGAUAUGAGAGAAUUUUAUAGCUUGGAUGAUGAUGAUGAAGGCGCUGAUCGUGCCAUUGGGUCUGAUCCCAAAGGUCAUUCUGAAUCUGCUGGUUCUGUUUCUACUAGCACGAGAGCCACAAGGAUCUACCCGGCACAGGUUCCGGCAGUUUUCUAA
Messenger RNA from Mercenaria mercenaria, 3237 nucleotides. Its product is annotated as chromosome transmission fidelity protein 18 homolog. Gene Ontology annotation, biological process: DNA replication. Bases 1 to 3237 code for a protein of 1078 amino acids. The transcript is spliced from 23 exons. Gene Ontology annotation, molecular function: ATP hydrolysis activity; DNA-directed DNA polymerase activity; ATP binding. The record is from RefSeq and is a predicted model, not a curated record. Lineage: Eukaryota; Metazoa; Mollusca; Bivalvia; Venerida; Veneridae.